GUUGAGCCUCAGCUCGGUCUCUCCCCCGUUGGCUGGAUAGUACACGUCAGCAGUCAAUAAGUUGAACUCAAAAUGUGACAUAGUCCAAUCAUCCUCUUCCUGGUGUGAGCAUGUAAAGACACAACACCUACUUUAAGGUGGUGAAAACAUGCAGCGGAAGCGACAGUUCUGCUAAUGUCACGGUUUGGAUGAGGAAAGAAGACGAGGGGAGAAAAAGCUGUCACAAAACGUUUGACAUUUAGUCCACGACACGUGACGGGACGUCUUACUAUGAACACCAGGAGUGGAGGAGUUUUACCACAGAGCAAAGUUGGAGCACAAUGAAGAGUCGAAGGUGAAUGAAAGCUGCUGUUGUCAAAAGUCUGUCGGGGAAAAUGAGGUUUCGGCUGCUCAAAAAGAAUCUGCUCGUCUUCCUGGGUGCUUCCGUUUUACUUUUCGGUCUCCUGUAUUCGGUACGUGUAUUUCUACUCUCCCCCAGUGAGACCAGUGGACCCACUCAUGAUGUUCAGACAAAUCCAGAGGUGCAUCCAGGUGAAAAGGUGAAGUUUAACUAUGGGUCUCUGCCAGAGUUGACUCAGUCCGUGUACACUGCCAAUUACAAGCAGAUUGUUUACAAUGCUGAUAAGUUUCCAGGAGAGCCUGAGCUGGUGCUGGUGGUGCAGGUACACAACAGGCCUGAAUACCUCCGCCUGCUCAUCAGGUCACUAGAGAGAGCCGCUGAGGUCCACAGCUUCCUCGUUAUCUUUAGCCACGACUAUAUUACAGAGGAAAUAAACGCCAUUGUGCAAGGGAUCACGUUCUGCAAAGUGCUGCAGAUUUAUUUCCCUUUCAGCACUCAGCUGUAUCCCAAUGAAUUUCCCGGGCAGGAUCCACGAGACUGCCCUCGAGACAUAUCCAAGGACGGUGCUCUCAAAAUGGGAUGUCUCAACGCAGAACAUCCUGAUUCCUACGGACACUAUCGGGAGGCUUUUAUCACUCAAACCAAACACCACUGGUGGUGGAAGCUGCACUUUGUGUGGGAGCGAGCGCAGGCAAUGCAGGGAUACAAUGGCUUUGUAAUUUUUCUAGAGGAGGACAACUACAUCCUUCCUGACCUGUUCAGCUUGUAUAAAAAACUGGCAGCAUUCAGGAAGAACAGCUGUCCUGACUGUGACAUGUUAGCUUUGGGGAACCACAACAGCCUCGAUGAUUUUACCAGACUGUCCAGUAAGGUUAUGACAACUGGGUGGAUGUCCACAAAGCACAACAUCGGCAUGGGCAUAUCCAAGGAGGUUUACUACAAACUAAUGGGCUGUACCAAUGAAUACUGCACUUAUGAUGACUACAACUGGGAUUGGACUCUGCAGCACCUCUCGGGAAUGUGUAUUGCAAAACCUCUGAAAGUGCUUGUGGCACAGGGCUCCAGGGUCCUCCACACGGGAGACUGUGGCCUUCACCAGAAGGAAAAGUGCAAGCCAGAAUGGGCGUCUCAGAAGGUGGAGGAGAUCCUUCAAAUGGCCAAACAUGGCCUCUUUCCUCCAUCUCUUGUUCUUGAUAGUGAAGAAGCAGUGGAGCACAAAGCACAUAUGAAGAACGGAGGAUGGGGAGACGUUCGGGACCAUAGUCUGUGCAAUAAUUAUGCCAAACGUCUUUGAACUCUUUAAGAAAUAUGGGUAAAAUUUGAUGUGCCAUUCUUUUACAACUUAUCAGGGGUUCAGAAGCUUUAGUUACUUCAUUGUAAUCUUCUCUGCCAUUGCGGUCUUCCAAGGAACAGGACCAAAUCAGUGCAAGCAUGGUGCAUAAGCACGGCUAGACUUCACUUUGUUUUAAGACUUUUUUACUCAGCAAAGCUGCAGUUUCCAAAGAUUUUGUUGCAGUGUGUUUAAGCUUUGCAAUGCUCAUCACAAGUCAAAAGACUCAUCAGUGCCUUAAAAACUAAAAAUAUUAAAUUAGAUGUGUCAAAUGGUGAAGGGAAUUAAAGUUAAUCAUAUCAGAGUAGGUAAAUGGACACAAAGAGAUUUGCAAAUGUAUGUGUAAAAAGAUUUCCUCAGUGAGAAUGCUGCAUAGAUGCAUUAUUAUUAUUGAGUUCAACAAUAUUUGUAAUUAAUGUGUUUCAUUUAGGGAUGCAUGCUAUUGGCAUGAUGCUUUUACUGGUAAAAUGUAUCUUUAUUGGCAGAUAUGAAUAGUUCUACAAAUAUUUAUGACCAAUAUAUUUUCUGGAAAUUACAGACUGUAUCAGCUGUAGUUAAUUUCUGUAUGUACGGUUAAGUUUGUGGAGGUUCAGGCAGGAUCUACAGGCCUGUAUUAACUGAAGCUUUUUCCUUUGUUCAUCCUGAUCCCUUCAACUUUAAGAAUUGAAUUUUUAAGCCUGAACAACAUUCAUAUAUCAGUAUUGAUAUCCUUUUUUUUUUUGGCUGAAAUUACAACUACAUCAAAAGAUCUGAUACUGUGCAUCCCUAUUCAUUUCAAGUCACCAUACUUUUCAGAAACUUACAAACCAAAAACAGGAUUGUUUUUUUUUACUCCAAGACUUAUCAGUGGCUUACAAAUACAGUAAAGUAAAGUUAUUACAAGUAGGGCUGGGAGAUAAAUCGCAAAUUAGAUUAAAUCGCAAUAUGACCUGCUGCAAUUUUCAAAUCGCUAAAGGUGCAAUGACCUGAAAUUGUGUCAGAAUACCUGUUUUAAACUUAUUUUUUUGCAGCAGAGAUGUUAUGCUUGACAUACGCAAUCAGUCAGGUGCCAUUGCAUUAGAAUUGUCUACAAAAAAAUGUUUGUACUUUUUUUACUAAAUAUAAGAAUGACAAAAACCCUUCAAUGCAACAAUUCAAAUCUAAUUUGCAAUACGAGUCAAAAUCAUCAGAAUUUGACACUUUUAGAGAAUUG
Messenger RNA from Cheilinus undulatus (humphead wrasse), 2862 nucleotides. RefSeq names its product alpha-1,6-mannosyl-glycoprotein 2-beta-N-acetylglucosaminyltransferase. The transcript has 2 exons. The coding region runs from base 339 to 1634 and encodes 431 amino acids. Lineage: Eukaryota; Metazoa; Chordata; Actinopteri; Labriformes; Labridae. Gene Ontology annotation, molecular function: alpha-1,6-mannosylglycoprotein 2-beta-N-acetylglucosaminyltransferase activity. The record is from RefSeq and is a predicted model, not a curated record. Gene Ontology annotation, cellular component: Golgi membrane; Golgi stack. Gene Ontology annotation, biological process: protein N-linked glycosylation; oligosaccharide biosynthetic process.